AUGUCGUGGGGUCAUGCCACCAGUAAGGAUUUAACCCAUUGGGAGGAACAGCCCAUCGCCCUUUUGGCCCGAGGUUUUCCCGACAACGUGACCGAGAUGUUCUUUACUGGCAGCGCUGUCGCCGACGUAAACAAUACCAGCGGAUUUGGCGCGGACGGAAAAGUCCCCUUGGUUGCCAUGUACACUUCAUUUUAUCCCAUCGCACAAACAUUACCAAGUGGAAAGAAAGUUAAAGCCUCGCAACAAUCCCAGUCGAUUGCAUACAGCUUGGACGACGGUACAACGUGGCACACAUACGACUCCGAGAACCCAGUCAUCCACUACCCUCCAACGCCAUACAAGGACCAGUAUGAGAAUUUCCGUGAUCCAUUCGUGUUCUGGCACGAUCAAAGCCACAAAUGGGUUCUCAUAACUGCCAUUUCAGAACUCCAUAAGCUUGUCAUCUGGACGUCGGACAAUCUCAAAGAAUGGUCCGCCGUUAGUGAAUUCGGCCCUUUCAAUGCUGUCGGUGGUGUAUGGGAAUGUCCUAACAUAUUCCAACUACCACUCGAUGGCGACGAAGUCAGCACGAAAUGGGUUAUGGCUGCUGGGGUGAACCCUGGAGGACCACCUGAGACUGUUGGCUCGGGAACGCAGUUUUUUGUUGGCGAUUUCAACGGCACGACGUUUGUCCCGGACGCCAGCAGUGUUUAUCCCGGCAACGGGACUGCGAAUUGGAUGGACUGGGGUCCUGAUUUCUAUGCUGCUAACAGUUACAAUGGUCUCCCGGAUACCGAUCAUGUCUCUAUUGGGUGGAUGAAUAAUUGGCAGUAUGGCGAGAAUAUCCCCACAUAUCCCUGGCGAAGCGCAAUGGCUGCUCCCCGUCACCUUUCAUUGAGAACCAUUGACCAGAAGGUUACCCUUGUUCAACAACCGCGAAUUGACUGGAAGUCUAUCACGAGCCACAAGAAACAUUCUCAAUCUUGGAAGUCUGUCGCCGAAGGAACGGAAGAUCUUGGUUCCCGGGGAAAGACACUGGAGAUCAAUUUAAGCUUUGACGAUCGCCAACAAGACUCUGCAACAUCUGACUUUGGGAUUAUCCUUCAGGCCACCUCGGACAUGCAGCAACAAACACGAGUUGGAUAUGAUUUCAAGGCUCGGAAGGUCUUCUUGGAUCGCAGGAAGUCGGGAGAUGUUUCAUUCGAUAAAACCUUCGCGAGCGUGUAUCAUGCCCCAUUAGUCCCGAAUGCGGAUGGAGUUGUGCGUUUGAAGGUCUUGGUGGAUUGGUCCAGUGUUGAAAUAUUUGGAGGUGAUGGGGAGAGCACUUUGACUGCUCAGAUCUUUCCAAGUGAGAAUGCGACAUAUGCUCGGUUGUUCUCUACGGGAGGGAGUACCGAGAAUGUCAAGCUUGAUACUUCGGAUUUGUCUUCUAUUUGGCACUGA
Messenger RNA from Penicillium cinerascens, 1422 nucleotides. Its product is annotated as glycoside hydrolase family 32 protein. NCBI's taxonomy places the organism in Eukaryota, Fungi, Ascomycota, Eurotiomycetes, Eurotiales, Aspergillaceae. The coding region runs from base 1 to 1422 and encodes 473 amino acids. Gene Ontology annotation, molecular function: sucrose alpha-glucosidase activity. The transcript is spliced from 2 exons. The record is from RefSeq and is a predicted model, not a curated record. Gene Ontology annotation, biological process: sucrose catabolic process.